Molecule: messenger RNA, 2501 nt
Organism: Musca domestica (house fly)
Lineage: Eukaryota; Metazoa; Arthropoda; Insecta; Diptera; Muscidae
Product: gustatory and pheromone receptor 39a-like
Exons: 2
Coding region: 1-1485 (494 amino acids)
Biological process (GO): sensory perception of taste
Cellular component (GO): dendrite; membrane; axon
Source: RefSeq, a predicted model, not a curated record
AUGAACAAAAAAAAAAACAAUUAUAGAACUGAAUUAAUAUCACUGGCAAUGUAUUUUCUUUUAGUUGUAAGCUACCAAAAUAUGGAAUGUAACCAGAAUAAGCUUGACAACUUUAUAGCCGCUUGUGUUCCAACGAUUUUCAUUACGGCUAACCACAAGAAAGUAUAUAUUCUUAGUUAUGCUGUCAAAUAUGUAUUAAUAAUUAAUUUGAUGCACGUGUGUGUUUGUUAUCGUGAAUAUCUUCCUUUAAUGCGUCCAACAACAAAUAAAGUUGACGGCGUUUUCAGCGUAGCAAGAGUUAUUAACAAAUUAGUAAUGUCACAACCAACAUCGUUAACACUUAACCCUAUUCUCAAAUUUUGUUUUUAUGUGGUUGUAUUCAUCACUCAACUGUUUGGUCUAUUGAAUUUGCCCUUCAACUUUAAGACAAAGCGUUUCUCACAAAAGGGAAUUUACAACAGGAUUUAUUGUGGCAUUCUUCACUUACUUUAUUGUGGAUUUUUACCCUUUGCUGCCACCUCACCCGUUACCGACAAUGCCGCCUACAAGAAGGCAUCGUUUUAUGUCAUUUUAAACUAUGCCAUUACCAUUUUGAGAUUACCAGCAUUAUUUUUCACCCUAUGGGGAGUGUGGUGGCAUAGCAAAAAUCUUUACUGUGUGAUUCAAGACUUUGAAAAAUUGCGCUUGGAGAAUUUCCAUAAUUUGAAGGAAUCGAAACGAUACCAGAUACUCAAAAAGAACGAUCGGUUGGUGUGGUCAAAAAUCCUAACAACAAUGAGUGUGAUGAUCAUGUUCUACUUUCGAAUAUUUAUGUUUGCCAAAGAACCCUCACUGAGUUUUAUUUUGUUGUCCAUUUAUUUCGGCUGUUUGGAGUGUUUAACUAUUUACACCAUAAAUUUCUUUUUCUGUGGCAUUUGUUAUGCCAAUUGUGCGCUACAUUAUGUCAAAGAGAUAUUGGAUGAACUCGAAGGAGAUUCAAUUUCAUUUAGAAUACAUCGCCUUUCCCAAGUGUUUGGAGAUAUUUGCAAGACUACUAAGAACUUGUUUAUCAUUUUCCAAUGGCAAAUAUUGUCCAUAAUGUUGGCAGCAAUGAUUGCGCUGAUUGCCUUAUUCUUCAACUUGAUAAUCCUGUGGUUUACAUCGCCGAGGAUAUUUCAAAUUCCUGUGAUAAUUUUAACUCUGCAAGCAGCCUUUAUAAAUAUGGGAGAGAUUUUUGUAACGGCAUAUGUAUUGAAUGACAUGAAGGAGUGCCUGAAGGAUAUACAGAGAGUUCUGAUGGAACUCACAUGGAAAUGUGAUUUUUUCAACAACAAGGAGUUGGAUAAUGUUAUGGAUAUGUUUUCGCUGCACCUCUGUGUUCGUGCACCUCAAGCUAAUCUCUGUGGAUUCUUUGAUUUUGAUAUGCGUAUAGCUAUUAAAUUCUUACAAGCCAUGCUGAUACAUUUGAUAUUGUUGGUGCAAUUUCAUUUCAGACACAUGGUGUAGAAUUGUGUGAAGUAGAAAAAGUAAAGAGUCGAUUUGGUGUCUAUAAAGAAGAGAGUUUUAUAAAUCGGGAGUCUAUAAGUCAGAGCAUAUAUAACGUCAAAAAUGUGAACGGUAGUACUUUCAGAGUUUUGUAUAAAUUGUUCUAUCUAUGCAAGGUUUCUCCAGUAACAUUUAAUAAACUCUCCGUAUGCAACUUUUCAAAAUUUCACUCUCAUGUUCCUAUUUUUUCUGUACUUUUGGGUAAAAAGACGACAUCCCGUAAAAUGGGGUAAAAAUUGUUACAAUAAAUCGAAUAAAACGAUACAACAAAUAGCUUUACUCUUUUUAUACCCUCAGCCAGUGGCUAGAGAGGGUAUAUAUAAAUUGAUAUGGUCAAAGCGUGCCUAGUCGAAAUAACGGUUUUAGACCCUAGGUCUCUUUGGACAAAAUCCGUAUCAGGACAUUUGGAGUUGAUCUGGCGUUGUCCGUCCGUCUGUCUGUCUAGUGCGCGCGAUAACUUUCGAAGGGAGAAUCCGAUUUGGUCCAAACUUUGUACAUCGUAACAUUUUUGUCAAACUUAGAUCGAGUUCGGAGAUGGCCAAUAUCGGUCCACUCCUUCUGGUAUCCCAACAAAAAAGUCAAAAUUUAAAAAAAAAAAAAAAAAAUCUGCACCGAAAGAGGAACGAUGAUCCGAUUUUUCUCCAACUUUGCAAAUCCUAAUAUUUGCAUCAGUGCUAAGUCAGGUGCGAAAAUGGACAAUAUCGGUUCACUCCAUCAAGUACCUCCCCCACAAAGGGUCAAGAUUUUGAAUAAUUACAACUCUCAUAAAAUGUGAUGAAAGAGUAAAUUGUCUUCAAAUUUUCCACACCCAAGGUCUGGUGAGAAGAUGGAAUAUCUCGGCCCAAUCCUUCUGGGACCUCCCCAACAAAAGGUCGAAGUUUUCAAAAAAUAUAUUUUCUGCACAGAAAUAGAUUUUGCUACAGCUUUGCAAAAUCUAAUAUUUGCAUCCAUGCUAGAUCAAGGGCAAAAAUGGAUAA